AAGGGCCGAGCGAGGCCGGGGGUGGGCGGGCAUUUGCGGUGGCUCGGGGGAGUGGGUCUUGCCCAGCUCGCUGCUGCUGCAGACUCGCUUGGCCACAUGGCAAGGCUGAAGGGCAAAAAGGCGGGCCGCUCUGCUGAUAGGCCCUUGCUGCAGGUUUCCCCCCUCUUGGAAAGACCAGGGUCUCUGGCAGGGACAGUUGCAUGCUGCUAUCUGUCAGGCCGUGUAGAUUCCACUGUCGUUUGCUGAUGUAUGCUUUGUAUUUUAUUUUACGGAUUGGAUUUUUGUUCCCCCCAUUAGCCAAAACGGCCCUUUCGUUUCUCUGGCCGAGCCAUUCAGAAACACUGCUUUCUUCCUGUGAAUUCUUGUGUCUUGCUGUUUCCUUGUUCCGCUUGACAUGGUCUAAUUUAUUGUUAGGCCAAGGUAGCCCAUUUCCAAGAAAGGACGUUCUAGUUGAGCUGGGCGUCACAUUGCACAAGGACACUGUUCUUGCUGUCGCCGCUGAGGACCUUCCCAAGGGCCGCUUGCAGCAGCCAGACCAGUCCCCGCCAUCCUCGCCAGAUGUUUUGGAGGAGUUUCUCACUCCCGACACAGAGUUUUUUUCCUGCUCCCCAGGUCUUCCCACAUGUUCGGAAGCAGAGAUACCAGCGGGUGACGAAGAAAGAAGAGAACAGGGAGACUUAGGAAUAUCUCAGGAGAUCAGUGGGCAGACAGAACAUCCCAUAGAGACAGGAGGAAACAGCCUCACCAGCGAUGCAAAGGGGGGACACCUCUGCAAGGCUGUGCCAGGAGAGGACCUGUGUACACCUGUGGCCAGCACCGGAACUGCGCCUGGUGUGAAAUCCGGGGAGCCUCAGGGAGCGAUCAAGGAGAGCGACAUCUCUCUGAUAGAUAUUCAGGACUUGUCCAGCAUCUCCUGCGACGACUCCUGCAAGCCAAGAGCUCGUGGAAGCCCCAGAAGCACGCUCUCGCCAGCGGAUGCCAGCACCCCCCGAAGCUCAGCAGAAGCGGCUUUUUCCUCCGCCCCUGUGAAAUGCAAGAUGGCCCCAGACACGACGUGCUUCUCUGCAGAGGAGGCCUCGCUUUUGGGGCUCAGCACCUUCUCUGCAACCUGGGCGCGAGGGAAGAUCCCAGAAGUCACCUCUCUCCCCCAGGAUCCGGCAGCAGGACGUUCGGAGCCUGGCGACUUCUUGGAUCUUGGUGCUUGGCUGCCCCGUGGGAGGGGUCAGCAAGGAACAGGGGAGCCAUCUCCUCCUCCUCCUCCUCCUCCUCCUCAGCAGAGCGAACUCCAGGAAGCCGUUCCAGGGCAAGCGGAUUCGGAAGAGCAAGAGCUGGAGGAAGUCGCCCUGAACAAGUGCCUGGCCGAUUGCAGCUUCUGGGGCAACGAGACCGUUUGUCUCCUAGAGGAGACGGAAAGGGCUCACUCAACACUUGACAACGUUUUGGAAGGAGUUCUCUGGCCUCUUGCCGACGGCUGCAACCUUCACAAAGAGCCACUGGACCCUGUCAAGAGGGAACCGACUCGCCUGCGCUACGGGAAUAUCGAGAUGAAGGGGGACGGAGGAGAGAGCUUCAGCGAAUCGGAAUGCUCCGCCGAGAACGCCGAAGGUCUGGACUCAUAAAAGACUCGCCGAACUGUU
This is a messenger RNA of Varanus komodoensis (Komodo dragon), 1637 nucleotides long. RefSeq names its product inactive serine/threonine-protein kinase TEX14-like. The record is from RefSeq and is a predicted model, not a curated record. Bases 201 to 1619 code for a protein of 472 amino acids. NCBI's taxonomy places the organism in Eukaryota, Metazoa, Chordata, Lepidosauria, Squamata, Varanidae. Gene Ontology annotation, cellular component: intercellular bridge; kinetochore; midbody. The transcript has 11 exons. Gene Ontology annotation, biological process: mitotic sister chromatid separation; mitotic spindle assembly checkpoint signaling; intercellular bridge organization.